CUCAGAAAUGAAUCUAAUUUGGUGUUAUUUUCAUAUUAUUUGUACAGAGUGUAUUUUCUGACCACUAGCUUCAUUGAGGUCCUUUCGUUGUUGACGCUGUAAGCGCCAGCUGUCAAAAGCUAGCUAGAAUCGCAUAUGUCCUUGCAAGUUAUUUUUACGUUUUAAAUUUUUUUUGUAUAUUUCCUUCUCUGCUAUAGUAUCAGUGGUAAAUUAUUUAAGCAAAGCUUGAAUGAAAAUUUACGAUAAUAUUUGUUUAGCAUUUUUCCAAAUCUAUUUUUAUCGUGUUGUGCUCAGAAUAGAGGCAGCUUUAGCUAGCUAGCUUGUUGUUAGCUGCGGACAAAUCUGGUGCGGACAGGUUUUGCUCUGCAGUUUCUCAUUGUUUACUGUUGGAAAAACUUCAGAUACCGAAGGACUAUGAUCACCAUGUGGAUUUUAAACAAUUUACUUCAAAUCUACAUUGUUUUCAAUCAUAGUAUCGUAGAAUUAUGAGUUUAUAUCAGAAACUGGAUCAGUGAAAUUGUUUAAAGUCACUUAAAUACGUUGUAUCCUACGUGAUCGAAUCUCUUGUAUUACAAACAGUUCAUUUUAUAAUAUAGUAACCAGUUAUUGUCAGAGAGAUUUGUUUAAGUCAACAAACAUGGAUAAGAAAGCAUUUGACAUAGUCUUGGAUGAGAUAAAAAAGUGUGUCUUGACCGACCAGCGUAUCAGAGCCAUAGAGCAGGUGCACGGAUAUUUUUCCAGUGAGCAGGUGAUUGAAAUUCUGAAGUACUUCUCAUGGGCAGAACCUCAGGUCAAAGCAGUUAAAGCUUUACAACAUAAAAUGGUUGCCAUCCCUACAACCAAAGUUGCAAAUAUCUUAAACUGCUUCACUUUUUCAAAAGACAGACUUGUUGUCCUGGAACUAGUAGCUCUGAACAUUUCAGAUGCUCAAAAUUAUCGUCCGGUGGAGGAUUUGUUUCGCAUACACUUAUCUGAGAAGAAGCGUGCUCGAAGGAUACUAGAGCAGGUCUGCAAGGUUGGGUGCAAGGCUCCUGUAGCUAUGAUCUCCUCCUGUGGAAUGAUACCAGGAAAUCCAUACCCCAAAGGCAGACCGAGCUUGGUUACUGGCACAUUUCCCGGAAUCCCUCCUGUUAGAAAAGAAGCUGAGAAGAAAGAGGACGCCUCUAACAGUAUAGAGGGGAAAGGAAUUGCUUCCAGGAUUAUUGGACCUUUAAAACCUUUUCCUUCAACCUACAACCCUCACCGACCUGUUCCUUACCCUAUACCACCGUGCCGACCUCAUGCCACCAUUGCACCAAGUGCGUACAACAACGCAGGAAUUGUUUCUGUAGGAGGGGUUAUAACGGCCAACGUGCCCCCUCCUCCCUACAGCUCUGCCCACAAAGUAGCAGGCUACACCAAACCAGGCAACCCGCAGAACACCACACCUGGAGUCAACAGUGGUCCCCUUCUAAUUCAUCAUGGGUCCACGCCUUCUACCCCUGUCCCACCCCAGUCACCUGCUCAGCCCCUUCCCACUACCCCCAUCACACCAGUUUUUCCUGGCAUGGUGCCCUCAAACAACCCCAACGCUGCCUCCCCUUCCCCAGCCCCAUCUCCAUCUGUGAUUAAAGCAGGGCCCCAGACCCCCAGUGGUCAUGUCACACCAACCCCUUCAUCUGUUAUUAAACCCCACACCCCAUCAGGCACCCCUUGCGGAACUCCUGUCCCAAGCGGCGGAGGCUUCUCCUCUUCCCCUUACCAUGGCCUCUCUCGGCCAGGCACCCCUGCAGCUUCCCGCAGCACCCAAGACUCCCCAUCUCAGAUGAACACCAUGGGCUUAACUCAGCAGAGAGGAUAUUCCCAGCCCACAGAUCACCAGACAGGGUCCAACUUUCCUGGGAUGCCCCCACAAGCAGGUAACCCCUCUGGGUCAGUGAUUCGAAGUUACACCCCUUCUGGACUAUCAUCUCACACUCCUGGAUCUUCCACACCAGUUAUUCCAAACUGUUCCACCCCAGGCCCCAGUCCGAAACCCUCCCCUGUCCAUUCUGCUCAGACUCAGGCUGUUGUGGCUGGAGCCCUGAGCAGACACUCUGGGGGUAAUAACAGUGGCAGUAACAGCCCUGUACACUCUGCUUUUAAAGGCACCUCUCGUUCUGGUACACCAUCUGUUAGUUCGCUGGUGGCCCAGGGAGCUGCUCAGGCUGCUCUGGCACGCUCUUUGGGUCUGUCAAACCCUUCUGGUUCUCCUCAAGUUUCUCUCCCUAGUCCUGUUGCUUUAACUGGCCUCCAAGCACUGUCUUCCAGCCCAGCACCAUCUCAUUAUCCAGGUCUGCCCCCUUUUCCGGCCCUGUCUUCUCUCCCCCCAGCUACCAUCCCUUCACCUACAAUACCUGCCACCACCAACAUUUCUAACCACCCACCAACCUCUAUCUAUGCAGGGUUGGCUCCCAAUGGUGCCCCCAGUGCAGUGUCCCCUUUUGGUCUAGGCCUUACCUCUGCCCCCUCUAUAUUCCCAGGCCUUCCUCCUGGGCCUAGCCCCAAUGCAUUCCCUGGACUUGGUGUUUCAGGGGGGCAUGGUGCUGGGAGCCCUGUUUUGUCUUCACUCAUGGGGCUGUCAGGAGCCACUCCAUCGUCAGUAUCAUCAGUGGCCCCACUGCAGGCAGCGGCAGCAGCAGCUGUGGUUGGAGCUCCAGCAUCGUCCCCUGUGUUACCAGGUUUUGCAUCUGCCUUCAGCUCCAGUUUCCAGCCUGGGUUGGGCAGUGGACUCCAGCCUCCAGGAAGUAGUGGCUUCCCCAGCUUAUUAUCCUUCCCUGCAGUACCAGGCUUUUCUGCCUCUGCCUCCCCUGCUGCUCUUGGUGGCCUCCACAACCCAGCCAUGCAAUCUGCCCUGCUGCAGGCUCAUCCUACAUCUGCUUUGGAAAGCUUUCCUCAACCCAACAGUUUCACCAACUAUCCUCCAGGGCCUGGAACCCCUUUCCCACUCCAACCAGGGCUGCACCCCCAGCUGGGUUGGCAGUGAUAGUAAUUAGACUUCAGCUUUCCUUGACCCACCUCUCCAGAGGGGCCACACUGCUGGCCUUGAACUCUUAAGAGCACAGGAUAAUGGUUUUAUUACUGUUUGUUAAAGGAUGAGUGAUUUACUAACACAAGAAACAAUACUCUGAACAUUUUGGAAAUAAAGGAAUAACUGUAAAUAUCAGUUAUUAAAGUGACGUUUUACAGAUGGACUGUAACUGGUUGUAACAUUAGCCUGACCUAACUGUUUUUAACCACGAUUAUGAUCAUUUAUUACUGAAUAAUGACUUACAGAAAAUCUGAAAACAACAUGAAAGCAUUGUGUAUUGACAAUAUCAUGAUGUAUUGUUAAUUUUUAACUCUACAGGAAAGAAAAAAAAGCUCAUUGAUUAAUUAACCUGAAUGAAUUGCUAUGUAACAUGACCUUAUAUGGGUUAUUGUAGAUAACUUCAUGCAUCAUGGAUGAAAUUGUGUUAAAAUGAAAUGUCAUUUGGCAGCUCUGCUCAUGUUUUGUCAUUUUAAUGAACACAUUUGUUGCUGUGAGCUAUUAACUGUGAUUCACAUGUAUGUUUACAAAAUGGACUGAUGAGACUCAGCUCUGUCACUCCAGUAUUUGAGCAGAUAUACUGGACUUUGCGAGGGUGUUUUCUCGCUACACUGUGUAUAUUUUUAUUGAUAUGUGGACUUGGAAAAAUACAGUAGUAUAUGGCUGUAUUUUUGUUACUCAUUACAACAGUGAAAACUAGUUUUACUGAACUGUACACCUCAGUUGUACAUCCUUGAACUUGGCUGAUGUUACCUGAUUGUUUUAGUGUAAGACAUCUUUUUAUUUUGACCUUUUUGUAUUUGCACCCAUUUUUUUAUUUCCUCAGUGAACUGCUGGUUGUUGUAGGUAUUGCCAUGUUUGUAGUCUGUGUGGGGCACCUCUUGAAUAAAAUUACUGGAACUGGAUGAGAUAUAGAAAUAAAAUUUGAAAAAUGUAGCCGC
Messenger RNA from Melanotaenia boesemani (Boeseman's rainbowfish), 3987 nucleotides. It is a transcript of the gene proser1, whose product is annotated as proline and serine rich 1. The record is from RefSeq and is a predicted model, not a curated record. NCBI's taxonomy places the organism in Eukaryota, Metazoa, Chordata, Actinopteri, Atheriniformes, Melanotaeniidae. The transcript is spliced from 12 exons. The coding region runs from base 638 to 3004 and encodes 788 amino acids.